CGUCGACUGCCGCCCUCCGGUGCAGGCAGAGCCGCCCGGCGGCCCGGCGGAAGCCGGCAGCGCCUCACUUCCCGCCGUCCCCCUCGGCCGCCGCCCCGCCGGGGCGGAAGUGAGGAGCUGCCGCCGUCGCUAUGGAGUAACCGGAGCGGGACGGGGCCGAGGCGGAGGCAGCGGGACGGGCGGCCCGCCGGGCCCGGCAGUAGGGCCCCGUGCCAACGGCUUCCCCCGCGCUGAGGAUACUACCUUGGUAGAGACCAUGGAGUCCAUGCUGAAUAAGCUGAAGAGUACCGUUACGAAGGUAACGGCAGAUGUCACCAGCGCGGUCAUGGGAAAUCCUGUGACCAGGGAGUUUGAUGUUGGCCGACAUAUUGCCAGUGGUGGUAACGGUCUUGCCUGGAAGAUAUUUAAUGGAACUAAAAAAUCAACAAAACAGGAAGUGGCUGUUUUUGUAUUUGAUAAGAAGCUAAUAGACAAGUACCAAAAAUUUGAAAAGGAUCAGAUUAUUGAUUCUUUAAAACGAGGUGUUCAGCAGCUAACCAGACUUCGACACCCUCGACUGCUCACUGUUCAACAUCCAUUGGAAGAAUCCAGAGACUGCUUGGCAUUUUGUACAGAACCAGUGUGUGCAAGUUUAGCUAAUGUUCUUGGCAGCUGGGACAAUCUACCUUCUCCUUUACCAUCCGACAUUAAAGAAUACAAACUUUAUGAUGUGGAGACCAAAUAUGGCUUGCUUCAGGUUUCUGAAGGCUUGUCCUUUUUGCAUAGCAGUGUGAAGAUGGUCCAUGGAAAUGUUACUCCUGAAAAUAUAAUUUUGAAUAAGAGUGGAGCAUGGAAAAUUACAGGCUUUGAUUUUUGUAUCCAAUCAACAAACCCAUCUGAACAGGAGCCAAAGUUCCCUUGUAAGGAAUGGGAUCCAAACUUGCCAUCCUUGUGUCUUCCAAAUCCCGAAUAUCUGGCACCAGAAUACAUUCUUUCUGUGAGCUGUGAGACAGCCAGUGAUAUGUACUCCCUAGGAGCUGUUAUGUAUGCAGUGUUUAAUAAAGGGAAACCAAUUUUUGAGGUCAACAAGCAGGAUAUUUAUAAAAGUUUUAGUAGACAACUCGAUCAGCUGAGCCGUUUAAGCUCCAGUAAUCUUCAGAAUAUACCAGAGGAGGUGCGUGAACAUGUAAAGCUACUCUUAAAUGUAGCUCCAGCAGUCAGACCAGACGCAGAUCAAAUGACUAAGAUACCAUUCUUUGAUGACGUAGGAGCAGUGACACUUCAAUAUUUUGAUUCGUUAUUUCAAAGGGAUAACCUUCAGAAAUCACAGUUUUUUAAAGGGCUACCAAAGGUUCUGCCCAAGCUGCCUAAGCGUGUUAUAAUUCAGCGAAUUUUGCCUUGCUUGACCUCUGAGUUUGUGAAUCCUGAUAUGGUACCCUUUGUUUUACCUAAUGUUCUACUAAUUGCUGAGGAAUGCACCAAAGAGGAAUAUAUCAGGCUCAUUCUGCCUGAUCUUGGUCCUGUUUUUAAGCAGCAAGAACCAAUCCAGAUCUUACUGAUCUUCCUGCAAAAAAUGGACUUGCUCCUAACCAAAACUCCACCGGAUGAAAUAAAGAACAGUGUUCUACCAAUGGUUUAUAGAGCCUUGGAAGCACCUUCAAUUCAGAUCCAGGAGCUUUGCCUAAACAUAAUUCCCACGUUUGCCAAUUUAAUAGAUUACCCAUCAAUGAAAAAUUCUUUAAUUCCAAGAAUUAAAAAUGCAUGUUUGCAAACUUCUUCUCUUGCUGUCCGGGUAAACUCACUAGUCUGCCUAGGAAAGAUUUUGGAGUACUUAGAUAAAUGGUUUGUGCUUGAUGAUAUUCUGCCUUUUCUACAACAAAUUCCAUCCAAGGAACCUGCAGUGCUAAUGGGAAUUCUAGGUAUUUACAAAUGCACAUUUACUCAUAAGAAGUUGGGAAUUACCAAAGAACAACUUGCAGGAAAAGUAUUGCCCCAUCUGAUUCCUCUUAGUAUUGAGAACAAUCUUAAUCUCAAUCAGUUCAAUUCUUUUAUUUGUGUUAUAAGAGAUAUGCUUAAUAGAUUGGAAGCAGAACAUAAAACAAAACUUGAGCAACUUCAUGUCAUGCAAGAGCAACAGAAAUCUUUGGAUAUAGCUAAUCAAAUGAAUGUGUCCGAAGAGGCAAGAUCUAGUAGUACAAGUAAUCAGAUUGACAAGGUAUUCAAUAGUACUGGAACGGACCUUCUAACUAGUGGGCCUGACAGUAAAGACAAUGAGUUAUCAUCAAAACAGAAAAAGGCAUCACUUACACUUGAAGAGAAGCAAAAGUUAGCUAAAGAACAAGAACAGGCACAGAAACUGAAAAGCCAACCACCUCUUAAGCCACAAGCAACUGCAAUAACACCUUCAGUGAAGCAGACAAAAGACUUGACAGAUACACUGAUAGAUAAUAUGUCAUCUUUGACUAGCCAUUCCAUCAACAAAGCUAUAGUGACAUCUUCAAACAGCUUCUCGUCUGUCCCUUCUAUGGGUGUUGGAAUGGGAUUUUCAUCACCUGCUGACAGCACAAAGAGAAAUGUAACAACAAAUGGACUGAAUACUACUAUGGGUUUUCAAACUGCUGGAUUCAGUAUGGGAAGUGGUCCCACUACUCAGAAUUUCUUCGGUGGUCCAAGUGCAACAGGAACAACCAAGAUGAACAUUGUACCAACUGCCAAUAUGCCAAAUUACAGUCCUAUGAGUGCUGCAUCUGCAAUCUCUCCACUGACACAACAAAACAGACCCCCAGAUAUGUCUGCUUUAGAUAACCUUUUUGGUCCUCAAAAACCCAAAGUUAGCAUGAAACAGUUGGCUCAACAGAAGUCAAACCAGUGGGUUAAUCAGUUUGUACCCCCACAAGGGUCCCCAAGUGUGAGCAGUUCAGUCAUGGGACCUCAGUUGAACAUGAUAGGACAGCCUGGCUUUGGUAUACAGGGUAAUCCUUUCUUUGCUCCUCAGAACUUUGCACAACCAGCAAACAUGAUGACAAACAGCAGUUCAGCUAGCAAUGACUUAAAAGAUCUUUUUGGGUAAAAUGUUUUGUUUUCUUCUUUCAAAGAUUGAUAAAAUUUGAAUCACGGGUAAGCUGAUUAACAUCUUUUUUGAUUAGUAAAAGCAUGGCUUGGGGAAACUUUCCACCCACCAAAGUAAAGAAUUCUGCACUGGAAAAAAGACUAAUUCUUGCAUUCACCUGGUAAUGCAGUGGAAUUGCGUAAGUGCACAGCCAUCUUAUGUACUAAAGAUUUCCCAUCUCUUUACCCAACUUCAGAGCACUGAAGGUAGGAUGCAUGUAUUGAGUUGAAAAAGGAGGAGCUAAAAUUUCAAAUAUAUUUAGAAGUGUAUUCAAUCAACUCCUGGAUUUAUGCAAAACUGUGUUUCUUCAACAGAAGUGCUUAGGGGGUAAUAACACUAGCAAAUACAACUUCGUGCUAUCCUGUCCUGUGGAUCAGUUUUUUUGGUGUCUGCUAAAUUCAACUUUUUUUUGAUAAGCUGUCACCUGAAUUUCACACUGUCAUUAUGCGCUAUUAUGACAGUUUGCAGAAAGUACAUUCUUAUGUUACCUCAGAAUGCUUUGUUAGCCAUGCUAUAUAGUAAUAUCUCUAACUGAUAACUGUGAAAGAGGCUAAGAAAAAAUAUCUUGCCUUUCUUCUCUUAUGAGAUGAUUGAUGAGGUAGUAAACUGCAAGAUUGAGUGGUUAUAAAAUUUUGUCCAAGUUUGGAAUAGAGGAAGAACUUUGCUCCAAUUGACAACCUGUUUUACAAUGUCAGAUCCUUGUUACCAAACCCACAGCAAAAGCCACAUACCACUUAAGUGGGAUUUUAAAAUGCAUGUGGUGACUUGGUCGUGUUUACUAUACAUUUCAGUGUUUUGGUUACCUUGAUACUGCUUCCAACUGGUGUGAAAAAGAAGAAUAUGACUUAUUAUGGAACCUCCCAGAAAAAAAAUGUCUGUAAAAUUCAAGUGUUGACUGCCCCAGCUUCUUACAGUUGGUUUGGUUACACAGAAAUAUCUUGGAUUAAUUGUUUUGGGCUCUGUUGGGAAGACGAGAAAGGGCUGCCUGGUAGAAGUUUCACAUGGUUUUGUGAAAAAGCAGACUGCCAUAAAUUGCCUUGACUAGAAUAAACUAUUAUAUUUUAAUUUUGUUUUAAUUUAAGUCCUUAUGAAGGAUAGAUGACUAUGAAGUGAGUUCUCAAAUACAGAUUUGUAAGCUCUAGAAUAUACGGUAAAUACACAGGUAUUUCAGAUCCCUUUUAUUGUAUUAUUCCAAAUUUAAUAAAGUUCUCCAGAAAAUGAAGCAGUAGUUUCUUCUACUUCCCAGAAGGCUGAUGUUCAGCUUGCCCAUGAUAGAAUCUCUGCUCUGUCAGAUACUACUGUUGGGUUUUAAUUUCUGCUUUCCUAGGAAUUUCAGGAACUUUCUUAUGUAAUAUUUCGGAGACCCUAGCUGGCUAUUUUGAGAAGGAAAGAACUAGUUACCUUUUUUAUGGAAAGCCUACAUGCUUUAUUUUUCAAAGCCUUUCACUGAAGAAAUCGUUCUUUCAUUUGCUGCUUAAGAAACCAAAGGGCCUUAUGCUGUAAAUGUGACUUGUAUUUUGGUAUAUUUCCACAGUUCUAAGCGGUAAUAGCAUUAAGCAUAUUUCUUAAAGAAUUGUUUAUGUAUUAUAGCUGCUGCCUUAGUCCUAUUAUUUUGAAAUACCUGGGACCAGUGAAAUUGUGGUUUAGAAAACAAUGCCUAACACAUUGUGAUGCUUAUGUGCUGUUAAUAUUCAUGGUAAACAUCGUAGGUUAUGUUAAAAUAUCUGUGUAAACUUAACUACGAUACUAGAACUGUUAAACUAUUUAAGUUCAUUUACAGUCACUAGUACUCUAUACUCUCAAUCACACUAAUGUCUUCUUUUAUGUCAACUUUAGAAAGCUACAUUUUGUUAGGGUAACUUAAGGCAAGACUUUGCAGAAUUACUUGAAUCUGUAUUCCUCUAAAUUAUUGAGAAAAUAAGGUUAUAUUAAAAAUAACAUCUCUCUGGACUCUACAAUAUAUUACAUUAACAUAUCUAUGGUAAAGGCAGUCUUACACAUCAGUGUCGUGACUUGGGUUUUCAGUACCUGAUCCUUCUUUUGUGAGAAGCAUUCAGAACUGGAUUUAGGUUUAAGUUAUGGAGGGAAAGUUAACUGAAAAAAUUUGAUCAGAUUGUGAUAAAAUUUUGUAUACUAGACUCCGAAACUCUGGGGUUUGGGGCAUGUACUUUUGGCAUGGGCUGUUGGAGAAUAUAAAGUAUUUUGUAAGAAAGCCAAAAAAAUGUACAAGUUAAAAGUAAGAGAAAUUCUUCCAUGCAGUGCUAAUGUGUUGGAAUAAUAUUUUUAUCUCACUCAAGUAAUAUGAAAUGUUUUCUAUUUUGUAUUUCAGAACAUAAUUUUGAUUUGUCACAAUUUUCAGAAUGACCAGAGUAGAAGAAUAGCUACCAAAAAAAAAAAAAACUGAAAAGGGAGCUUAUGAAAACAAUAGCAGUUUUUCUUUUCAGUUAUUUAAAAAUACAAAUGGAAAAGUAAUUUCAGUUAAAAUCAGAGGGUCAUAUCCCUCUUCCAUGCAGGUACUUCCUAUUUAGUGUGUCAGGAAGCUAUAUAUUUGUGAACUUCUCCAAUUAUUUCUGCUUAACUUAGAGAGAAGAGCAGUUGCAAGAAGUAAGUCACCAAGGCCGUAUGCCACUUAGCGCCUGCUACAAUAGCUUUUCUCUAGGAAGCCUUGUCCAGAUCAUCUUUCCCCUUGCAUGUCAUCAUUCUGUGGCUCUGAAGCUGAAAGACUCAUGUUGUGGCCAAAGUGAACACCGCUGUCUGAAAGCAACAGCCGUACUUCAGAUCCAGUUCAUUGUUUGGAUAAGAGUAGGAGGAAGGGACUAUGUUAUAAAUUGUGGGCCUUCCAGGGGCCUUCUAUUUUCUGGACUUGGAUGGAAAGCAGUUACAUCUAGUCUGGCCUGAAGUAGAGGGGACUAUCUAACCUUAUUUUUUUAAAAAAGAAAUUUGAAAUGGUAUCUGAUGAAGAAAUUGCAAAUUGUGUUACAGAAAUAGUAAGCUGAUAUAAAAUGCAUAUUUAUUAUAAUGCUUUGACAAAUUUAAGUUACAUAAAAUUUCUGCACUGUAUAUUCAACCUAAUUUAAAGGAAUAAUAAUAUAUGGAAACGUGGCAGGUUAUAUCAUCAUACUACAGCCCUUUACCCUGCGCAUCCAGUGUGCCUGCCCAGCUCACCUGGUUCACUUUCUGCUCAUUUGUAAAGGAGGAGCAAAGAGGAGAGGGGAGUAAGUUCCUGUUCUUUAAUUGAUUUAUCUAUUUACUACAAAAGGAGAAAUGCAAAGAAAAGUGGAAAUAUCUGCACAUUUUAAGCAUAAGCAUUAAUGGUGCUUUGGCUGUUCUGUUGUAUGCUAAAUGAAUACUUUUGUACCAAGCAAGACAGUCUUUUCCGUAUUAGAAUUGUUAGCUCAAUGUUUUUGUAUUUUUUUAAGUUUAAAAGUCUCUGAAGCAUUCUGUGAAAACCCAGUCUUAGAAAACUAAUCCUGUAGAUGGAAGGAUUGUACUGAAGAGGCUUCAAAAACCUGUUCUGCUGGGGCUGUUGGAGAGGAACCUUGAAACUAUUGACUUACUGAGCAGCUUAAAAGCCUGUAGGCCUGCCUUUCUCAAGAGGAGAGAAAUGGGAGUGAAAUGCUAUGAGUGUCAUUUCAAGGAUGGAGGAAGGAGCAGGUUUUCUGUUUCUUUUUGUACAAGUUGUAUGGAUCAGGCAGCAAACAGCCUGUGGAACGUGCAUAUGUAAAGAGGACGGCAGUACCAGUCUUUUGAAAGGUAAUGGAGUCCACCAGCUAUCUGGGAGAUGAAGAGAAAUUUUACUGGGAGCAUGGGUAGAGUGUCCUAGUUUGUUUUAAUGAAGAUUGUAUGUCUGCCUCUCUCAGUAGUGCUGUGAAUUAGAAAUGGCUUAGGGAAGUUGUGUCCUUAGAGGUCUGCCCAGAUGUUGAGUACUCCCAAGUAGAAUGCUGAAUUUUUGAAUGCAUGGGUGUGCGAUGUUUCGAGCCUUAUUGUUUAAAACAUUUCUUUCCUGUAAAGCUUUGUUAGCAAUAUCUCUUUCAGGUUGAUUUGGAACUUCCAGAAAUAUCCCAGUGGCCUCCUAAAGUUAGAAAAAAUUAUCUUUUUUUACUGUAAUUCCUGUUGUGUAUAUGUCUAUAGGUAGGUAGGUGUGUAUUUGGACUGCAGGAUUACAGAUUUUUAAGAUCAAUUUCAGCAUGAGAGCAAAGAUUAAAUGAGAAGUUAAAUUUAAAUCAAAUCCCACAAGACUUCCAUACAGGCAAGAAAUUAUAUGAUACUUCUGUUAAGUGUUAUAAAUUCAUAUUGUUUAGUCCACCUACAUCUACGUGACUUGAGCAAAAGAGUACAGUUUUUAAAAGGUAAGUUUAUGAAAACUGGGUCUCUCAUUACAGAUGAAAUUUUUGGACUCUGCAGUGAUUUUUGUUUAUUGAUGAGUUUUUUAUGGGGGGAGUGAUAUCACUAAUUUGUGCCAUUUCCAAUUAAAGAAAUGUAGGGAAGGGGAAUACAGAAGUAUCCUGUUGUAUAUGUGACCCUUUUUUGUUCUUUGUUAAGAGAAAUGCUGCAUUUUGUAUACUCAUUGUGAACUUUUAUUCUGAAAUAGCUGUGAGGAAAACUAUCUGGAGAAUUUCAGAUGAUUUAGCUGAUUUUCAAGUGAGGUCCUGCUUCGCACCUAUCUUUCCACUAGGUUUUGACUGCUGUACAAGGAAAGUACACAGGGCAGUAAAACCUUGGAUUCAUACACCAAAUCCUCUUGCCUUCCAGGCCUCACACCUGUAUCAACUGAACAUAUAAGCAAGCCCCUGAAGUUGUAUUGUCUUUAAGUUCUCUGAAACAGUUCUAACUGCUGUACAGAUUUCUGAGAUGAAGUUGUAAAUCAAAAUGUGUUAUAGUGAACUCAGGCCUUGUGCAAAAUAUUUAAUAUGUUUAUUUGUCUAAUUGUACAGUCUCUGUACUAGUGGCAAUUCUAUGUUUUGAUUGUAAAACAUGAAAAUUCUCAUGUAUAAAGUGGUGUUACUGUAGUGUCAGCUGUGAUUCAUAAUUAGAACUGUCAUAGCAUGGCAUUAGUGUAUCUCCAACUUAAUGGACAGCUCUUCAGAAACAAAUUUAUUCUUGUAUCAACUUUUAGAUCAGUUACUUAAAAAAAAAAAAUGUAAAAGGUACAGUGACAGUUUUGAGAAAUUCAUAACACUUUGUACUGUGAAUGAGGUUGCCUAUAGAAAUAAAUGAACUUUUCAUAUUUUGGUGUUGGAUGAUAAUUUUAUUUUCAAUUUCUAUAAAAUAACUUGUGUGGAAAACUUUCACUUUAUAUUUUGUUUGAAACAUAGUUUAUACAAUGUAAUUUUGAGUUUAUUUCUUAUCGUGGUUGCUGUCCACAAGUGGUUGCCUUGAAAUGUGAUCAUAUUUCCUGUACAAAAGAAUGAAAGUUGUUAGGAAAAACUGACAGACUAGAUAUCUCAAGUUAGCAUUUACUUCUGAAAAUACACUAAGCCCAUGCCCGAAUCUGGGGUUUUGAUGCUACAUAGUGAUCUCAAUUUGCGUUUUCAUCGCUCAUUUCCCAGAAACUAGCCCUUACUCUGAACCUGGCUUUCAGAAUAUGCUGCUUUGUCAGGCUCACAAGUUUGCCAGUGCUUUGAAGGAAGCCAGUGCUCAGAUCUGUGUAUGGCAUAAAUUGAUCAAGUAUGAGACAUCUAAGAUCAGAUGCUUAGAAGCGUCAUCCUUGGCUGGAGCUGAUACGAGGGAGAAGAGUAAAGGAAGAAAGAUGUGGAUCAGGUAGAAGUUGAAAGGUAGCAAGUAGCUCCAAUUCCCUCUUCAUGUUUGUUUGCUGUGGAUGACAGCAUCCCCAUUCCUACCCUGUCUGUAUCUCAAGGGAGGA
Cygnus atratus (black swan) is the source of this 8951-nucleotide messenger RNA. It is a transcript of the gene SCYL2, whose product is annotated as SCY1 like pseudokinase 2. Gene Ontology annotation, biological process: protein phosphorylation. The record is from RefSeq and is a predicted model, not a curated record. The transcript is spliced from 18 exons. Lineage: Eukaryota; Metazoa; Chordata; Aves; Anseriformes; Anatidae. Bases 257 to 3049 code for a protein of 930 amino acids. Gene Ontology annotation, molecular function: protein kinase activity; ATP binding.